UUAGCAUGCUAGCCAUGGUAGCGGCGAAGACGUCCCCCGGAAGUUGUUGUUCUUCUUCGUGGCAGCGGUGUUGCUGAGUGCCACGUUGAUGGAGACCAGUGGGGACGUGGAAAUCUGUCUUGAGUCCGUAGUCGGGACCCGGUAGCCUCUUCUGUUAUUACACCCUCUAAUCCCGUAGUGGAGCCGAACGAGGAACCUGUACAGUCGCAGGAGUAUUUGUCAACUAUUGUAUGUGUGUUCAUGUAAGAGGGAGCAAAGGAAGGAAGGAUGAAACUUAAGGAGAUUAACCGCACAGCCAUCCAGAGCUGGAGUCCUGCACAGCACCACCCCAUCUACCUUGCAACAGGAACAUCAGCCCAGCAGCUGGAUGCCUCCUUCAGCACCAAUGCCUCGCUGGAGUUUUUCGAGCUGGACUUGUCAGACCCAUCUCUAGACAUGAAGUCAUGUGGCAGCCUCGUCUCCUCUCACAGAUACCACAAACUGGUAUGGGGCCCCUAUGGGAUAGAUUCCCAAGGUAACCCGUCCGGGGUCCUUGUUGCCGGAGGCGAGAAUGGCAACGUCAUUCUGUACGACCCGGCAAAGAUCAUGGCUGGAGAGACCGACGUGAUCAUUGCAGAGAGUGACAAGCACACUGGGCCAGUCAGAGGUCUCGACGUCAACCCGUUCCAGACAAACCUGGUUGCAUCAGGUGGGAAUGAGUCUGAAAUCUAUAUCUGGGACAUGAAUAACUUUGGCUCUCCAAUGACACCAGGACCUAAAACUCAGCCUCUGGAGGACAUCAGCUAUGUGUCGUGGAACAGACAGGUCCAACACAUCCUGGCCUCUGCCAGCCCGAGUGGCCGAGCCUCAGUGUGGGACCUCCGCAAGAACGACCUCAUUAUCAAAGUCAGCGACCACAGCAACAGAAUGCAUUGUUCCGGGCUGGCUUGGAACCCAGAAGUUGCUACUCAGCUGGUUUUGUCCUCGGAAGACGAUCGAAUGCCGGUUAUCCAGAUGUGGGACUUACGCUUUGCUUCCUCUCCUCUCAAGAUUUUAGAGAAUCACACACGGGGUGUCCUGUCCAUCGCCUGGAGUCUGGCUGAUCCUGAUCUGCUCCUGAGCUGCGGAAAGGACAACAGGAUUCUGUGCUGGAACCCAAACACAGCAGAGGUGCUGUACGAGUUGCCCACUAGCAGUCCGUGGUGCUUUGACAUCCAAUGGUGUCCCAGAAACCCCGCGGUGCUGUCGGCUGCAAGCUUCGACGGACACAUCGACAUCUAUUCCAUCAUGGGAGGAACCAACACGGCGCAGAGCCAGAGACGAGCUGAUCAGAUUACCAACUCGUUUGGGAACAUGGAUCCUUUUGGCACAGGGCAAACUUUGCCGCCCCUGCAGCUGCCUCCUCAGGCUCCUGCUACUCCAGCGACCAUCAACCCUCUGAAGAAGCCCCCCAAGUGGAUCCGCAGACCUGUAGGAGCCUCGUUUGCUUUUGGAGGUAAGCUGGUUUCCUUGGAGAACAGCAAGCCGAACCCACAGCAGCCUCAGCAGCGCUCCUCACACGUCGUACAUGUCAGCCAGGUCGUCAUAGAAACAGCAUUUUUGAAGCGCUCUGACCAGCUGCAGGCCACGCUGAGAGCAGGGAGCUUUGUGGAGUUCUGCCAGGAGAAGAUCGAUGGAGCUGAAAAUGAGUUUGAGAAGACUCUUUGGUCUUUCCUUAAGGCUAAUUUUGAAAGUGAUAUCCGCAGCAAGUACCUAGAACUCCUUGGGUACAACAAAGAGGAGCUCGCCUUAAAGAUUUCAGCAGCGUUGGAGGAAAAGCCUGCUGAGCCUCCACAGGUGGAGAUGCCCGCUCCAGUCAGCCUGCAGUCUUUACCAGACCUCAGCCUUAUCCCUGCUGCUGAAACUCCAGAGGCAGCGUUCGACAUGAUUGCGGCUGCCGCAGUCCUGCCGCCCGUUGGCAACCCAGAAGAAGCAUUUGACAUGAUCGCUGCUGCAGUCGUGCCUCCCGCUGCCACUGCAUUUCUGCCACCUGUUGACAACCCAGAGGAAGCCUUUGACAUGAUCGCCGCUGCUGCAGAUGUACCUCCCCCUGCCGCCUCAAUCGUGCCGCCUGCCGAAAUUCCAUUGGAAGCGUUCGACAUGUUUGCCGCCGCAGCAGAUGUACUUCCAGCUGACACCACAGUCAUGCCGCCUGCUGAAAGUCCAGAGGCAGCCUUUGAUAUGAUUGCUAAUGCAGAUGUGUCGCUGGCUGAUAACCCAGAAGAAGUCUUUGACAUGGAUGCUGCUGCAGUUUUGCCGGCUGCUGACACUCCUGAAGCCGCCUUCGACAUGAUUGCAGCUGCAGUUGUGCCGCCUGCGGACCCCUUGGAGGCCUUUGACAUGAUCGCCGCUGCAGCAAACCUUGAGCCUGCAGCCACGCUGGAACUGGACUCCGCUCCUUACCCUGAGUCUGAAGAGCCAGCAGCGGAAGAUCUAGAGGUCGCUCCUGCCGGUGAAUCAGAAGAGAAUAUGGACCAGGUUCUCCCAGAGGAGGACGCAGAGGAAGAAGAGAUCCCCUUGGACGAGGAGGAGGAGGAGGAGGUGGCAGCUCCAGUGGAGGAGGAACCCAGUCCUGCUGAGACCUUAGCUCCAGUCGAGGAGCCCGUUGAGGUUCCAGCUCCAGCUCUAGUGCCAGAUCCAGCUCCUGCUCUGGCUCCAUCUCCAAUUCCAGCUGCAGCUCCAGUUCCCGUUCUAGCUCCCACUCCUGCUUCCACUCCUGCUCCCACUCCUGCUCCAGCUCCCACUCCAGCCCAAUCAGAAGGAGUCAGUCUCAGCAUCGGUCAAGAUGUGGACGGGCUGAUCACCCAGGCGCUGCUGACCGGAGACUUUGAAGGAGCUGUGGAGCUCUGUCUCCAUGACAACAGGAUGGCAGACGGUAUCAUCCUAGCCAUCGCCGGAGGAGCCGACCUCUUAGAGAAAACACAGAAGAAGUACUUUACCAAGAAACACAGCAAGAUAACUAAGCUGAUCAGUGCAGUAGUGCUGAAGGACUGGCACGACAUCCUGACCACGUGUGAGCUGCAGAACUGGAAGGAGGCUCUGGCUGCUGUCAUGACCUACGCUGAGCCCGAGAAAUUCUCUUCCCUCUGUGAUCUUCUCGGGGACAGACUGGAGGCAGGAGAGGACGCCCAGCUGCAGGCGCAGGCCUGUCUGUGUUACAUCUGUGCAGGAAACGUGGAAAAACUUGUUUCAUGCUGGACCAAGUCACAAGAUGGACACUGUCCACUCUCUCUCCAGGACUUGGUGGAGAAGGUGGUGGUGUUGCGUCGUGCCGUAGAGCAGACCCAGCGCUCUGGUCCCGCUGCUAUUGGCAUCCUGCUGGCUGAGAAGAUGAGUCAGUAUGCAAACUUGCUGGCCUCCCAGGGCAGUCUGACCACCGCCAUCACCUACCUGCCCGACAACACCAACCAGGUUUCCGUGCAGCAGCUUCGUGACCGCCUCAGUCGGGCUCUGGGGCAGCAAGCUGCGGCUCCAGCAGCUCUGGUACAAACGCAGAAAGUUCAGUCCCAGCCUCCGGCCCCCAUUCAGCCUCAGCCCACCCUGCCCCGUCCUCUGUUUACCCCGGUCCGACCUGCCAUGGUGCCUCAGCCCCGUGCAGCAGCCCCCCCUGUGGCCAUGCCAACGCCUGCUGCCUCCGCCCCAGCACAGCCGCAGUAUUACCAGCCGGUGAGGGCUGCCUCUACUGUCACCUCCUGGAGUAACCAAACUCCCACAGCCCUCCCCCAUCACCCUCCUCCUCCUUCUCAAGUAGGCAGGCCCUCAGAGCAACAGGUGGAGCCUUCAAACCAAAUGUACGGGAUGCCACCGCCCGGCACGGACGCCCAACCUCCUGUCUCCUCCACUCCUGCUUACAUGUACUCACAUCAGUACCAGCCCUACCCCCAGGUCAACCAGUACCAUCCUGGAGCUGGGGGGGGGGCUGUCUAUCAGCCUCUGCAGUAUUCCUCUGCUGCUCCUCCAGCAGAGCCUGCCGGCUUUCUCUCUCACUACACACAGCCCACAUCCCCGGUCUAUCCCGGACCUCCUCCCAUCAGCCAGUGCCCGUCCUCCUCCUCUCCCUCAUAUCCUCCUUUCUAUCCAACAUCCUCCUCUUCCUCCUUUGCCGCUCCUCCAACCUCCGGAGCUUCUUUCCAGCAUGGCGGGCCAGGAUCUCCUGUGUCGUACAUGCCUCCUCCUCCUCCUCUUCAACAGGGCGGAGUCUCAGGUCCUCAGAAUGGCUGGAAUGACCCUCCUGCCCUGAACAGAGCAUCAAGGAAGAAGUCGAUUCCGACGAACUACACCCCUCCUACCCCCAUCAUGGCUCCUCUGGGUGCUGACCCCCAGGCUCAGCCAGUAUCAUCGGGGGCCCCUCAGGUUAUGGGUCAGGGCCAGCACGGGGCCCAGGUCCCGUACUCAGGCAUACAGCAGCAGCAGCAGCAGCAGCAGUUCUCCCCUCCACCCAUGAACCCUGCCAUGCCUAAGACCAGUAUGGAGGGGGCCCCAGGAGCCCCAACUGGAGAUGUUAUACAGCCUCUGCAGUCCAUCCCUGCUGAGAAGAUCAUGAAGAAGCCCAUCCCCGAUGAGCACCUGAUCCUGAAGACCACCUUUGAGGGGCUCAUCCAGAAAUGCCUGGCUGUGGCUAUGGACCCUCAAACUAAGAGGAAGCUUGAUGAUGCCAACAAACGUCUGGAAGCGCUCUAUGAUAAACUCAGAGAGCAGACACUUUCUCCCGCCAUCGUUGGAGGACUUCAUAACAUCGCCCGGAGUGUAGAGUCCCGAUCCUACACGGAGGGCCUGAACAUCCACACACACAUAGUCAGUAGCAGCAACUUCAGCGAGACGUCGGCGUUCAUGCCCGUGCUCAAGGUGGUGCUGACGCAAGCCAACAAACUGGGGGUGUGACGGGCAGAAACUCCUCCGAGUCUUUGACCCGUGCAAAAUGAAGAGAGAGUGGUCGGGCUCGUGUCACAGGGAGAUCCACCAUGACUCAGUGCAAAUGAUGGAAGAUUUGCGAGAAAGUUGUAUGGAAAUCCUGUUAAAUUCUUCUUUGUGCCAUUCAUGUUUUCUGACACAAGCCAUGCUAUCAGUCGCGCUCAGUGGUGAAAGUUCAUUCUGAGUCCUGUGCAAACACAAUCUCACAAUGAAUAAAAGGCUAGACACUAGUUAAAUUCAAAUUCGACCUUAAUCUACCAACAUGCUAAAAAUCAAACUAGCUUUAAAUGUAUAACUUGUAACAAAAUGGAUGGACUUUAUAAUGUAAUAAACAUGCAAUAAGCAUAAUAAAGGGGAAAUCUUUAAAUGAUCAAGCUAAAUAUAAGGAAGGCCGAGCUUUAUAACAGUGGAUGUGAAAAUAAUGAUUACAUUUAAAGACAUCAAAAGUGAGAAAAGCGACAUUCAGGAAUUUUAAAGGUAUAUUUUUAUCUACUUGUGUUGAGAUGUUUGAAAUAAAAGUAGUGUAUUUCAAGUUAAAUCUCAAUGAAUUUGGCAUUAACAGAAACCUGCUCAUGAUAUAGAAGUGCGUGACCAAGCAAACCGCAAUCAAUUUAACAUAUUAGACUUUUAUUGUCUCACUAUAUUUGUGCACUACAAUAAUGCUCAGAUACCUUUAUAAUCCAUUAAACAUAGAUUUUAUGAACAAAAUCUUGCUUUGUUUUUAAAUAAAUGCAUCAUCGCCUGCAUGCAUUUUGCAACUGAUCUGCAGAUGACACAGUAAAUGGAAGAUAGAGACAGAAUGUGGAUUAAAUAUUAAUAAUGAGAAACUGGGCAUUAGAUUGAUUUUAAACCAGUAGUCCAACUCAGAGGCAUUUAAAGCAAGUUGUUUUUUUUAAUGUACCUAUCAUGACUUUAGUUAGAGCUUUAAUCCCCUCUCUCUGCUUAGGCAAGGCAAGGCAAGUUGAUUUACACUGGCUCACUUUCACCACUGGUGUCACUGCAUACAACACAUUGGACCAAGAUAUUGUCUGGAUAUGUCAAUCCCAUUUCUUUCGGAUGUUUAAAUGUUUUAUUCAUGUUUUAGUUUUUUUUCAUUGUAAUCACGAGGCUCAGCAGAGUGCAAUGACCUUUUUUUUUUUUUAAAGAGACUUUGCUUUUAUGGAAAUGUAAAGUAUGCAUGCUUAAACAAACGCUAACUGUCUUCUUUACUGGCUUUGGAGGUAAUUAACGGCUAAUUAAUUAGACCUGAGAAGGAAACUGGAAAGAGACGUGUACUUGGUUUUCAUUCCAACUAUGAUGAGGGCUCCAGUCUGAGGGGUCAACCUCAGCUAAUGUUGUUAAUAAAGGAGAACAAGUCUUUGUUUGAGAUUGACUACAUGCAAUAUUUUCAAUAAAUAGUAUUUAUUUACGAUA
Messenger RNA from Gymnodraco acuticeps, 6342 nucleotides. It is a transcript of the gene sec31a, whose product is annotated as SEC31 homolog A, COPII coat complex component. The record is from RefSeq and is a predicted model, not a curated record. Gene Ontology annotation, molecular function: structural molecule activity; protein binding. The coding region runs from base 268 to 4899 and encodes 1543 amino acids. The transcript has 28 exons. Gene Ontology annotation, cellular component: endoplasmic reticulum exit site; COPII vesicle coat. Gene Ontology annotation, biological process: endoplasmic reticulum organization; endoplasmic reticulum to Golgi vesicle-mediated transport; intracellular protein transport. Lineage: Eukaryota; Metazoa; Chordata; Actinopteri; Perciformes; Bathydraconidae.